AAAACCACCUCUGACUUCAUUUUGUUCUUACUCAUUUCAUUCUUUCUUACGCUCGCCCUUUCCACAAUGACAGGAUCUAUGAUGACACAUAACUUUUCGCGUCUCACAGAUUCCCAAAAAUUAGAUAAGCUUCUUCAAGGGUUUGACAAUUUGCAAUCGCAAUACGAUCACAUCAAGCAGGAUUAUAUUGUUCUUCUCGAUGAGUGUAAACAGUUGCGGGAGGAGAACAAACGGUUGCGUCAAGCUCUGAAUUUGAUGAGCACCAACUGCAGAAAGGAUUUUCAACAGUGCGAACUUCUGCUGCAGGAGAUCGAAGAGCUGAAGGACACCGUCGCCCAGGGGAAAACUGUCCUCGAAACGUUCAAGACGAAUCUGGAGGAGAAAAACGCACAACUUUCCGCAACCAUCGACGCCCUCAAGAGAGAAAAGUCCAAGAAGUGUCCUUGUCUGACGUGCAGAUUUCUCUCCUGGAUUUCGACUAAAAAAUAGCUUAAUUAAUUUUCAGCACUUUACUACUUGAAAAUGAUAGAUUUAGCUUUAUGUAAUGCAUAAUAAUAUUUAAAAUUUUAAACAAUGAAGACUUUUUUACGUUUUACUAAAAUAAACUUUGUAAGGUGAUA
Folsomia candida is the source of this 620-nucleotide messenger RNA. RefSeq lists its product as uncharacterized. The record is from RefSeq and is a predicted model, not a curated record. NCBI's taxonomy places the organism in Eukaryota, Metazoa, Arthropoda, Collembola, Entomobryomorpha, Isotomidae. Bases 67 to 489 code for a protein of 140 amino acids. The transcript has 2 exons.